Calypte anna (Anna's hummingbird) is the source of this 7928-nucleotide messenger RNA. RefSeq names its product kinetochore scaffold 1 (gene KNL1). NCBI's taxonomy places the organism in Eukaryota, Metazoa, Chordata, Aves, Apodiformes, Trochilidae. Gene Ontology annotation, biological process: attachment of spindle microtubules to kinetochore; cell division; protein localization to kinetochore. The transcript is spliced from 27 exons. Gene Ontology annotation, cellular component: nucleus. The coding region runs from base 1 to 7125 and encodes 2374 amino acids. The record is from RefSeq and is a predicted model, not a curated record.
AUGGGAUUCGAACCCACGCGUGCAGAGCACAAUGGAUUAGCAGUCCAUCGCCUUAACCACUCGGCCACCUCGUCCCGCCAGAGCUGCCUCUCCCCGGCCUAUCAGGGACUGCACGACUCGGCCAGCGCCUCCUUCCCGCCUCGCCCUCUGCGAGAUGGCGGCAACCGCUCCUCCCUCCGCGGACACCACCGCGCGGGGACUCAGCAACCCUGCGAGCCCGGCGGCUGCCUCGGCAGCCUCAUCGCUGCUUCUGCUGCUGGUGCGGGGCUGGCGGGACGCGCAGGCGGGGAGGGAGCGUUGCGGAGAUCAGGCUGCGGGCUGGAGCGGCUCCCGGUGGGCAGAGGCCUGUGUUUUAUAGGGAAAGCAGAUCCUUCAGGAAUGGACAAGAACAAUCCAGACCCUAACAUGGAAAAUGAUAACACAGAGCACAUCAGAGGGAAACGACUGUCCUCUAUCCUGAAGGCUCCACGACAGCCUCUGGAUGACCUGGGCAGUGGGAACGAGCUGACUCAGGAUCUCAACACAGAAAAACGCCGGAAAAACUCUCGCCGUGUCAGCUUUGCAGACACCAUCAACUGCAGAGUCUUCCCACGAGACCUUAAGAACAACGUGUCAGAGAGGGAGAACACAGGUAAAAACACAAGGAAUGAUGUCUUUCAUAAUCAAAAUGAAGAACCUGAAGCUGUUCCCUGUGAGAUCACUGGGAUGAACACUCUGCUUCAUGCCCCCAUCCAGGCAUCAGUGCAGCAGGCUGAGUGGCAUGAUGAGGACACCCCCACUGCCAGGCCCAGCAGGCAGGACACCACCUUGGUCUUUUCUGAGGGGGCAGAGAUGGAGAUGACAGCAAGUCACACUGCAGUGAUCUCCCGGAACCUGAGGAGCUCUCAGGCUGACUGGACAGAGAAAAUAGACAUCACCUCAUUCCUGGCUGCCCUAAACCCCACCAGUGGGCAGCCAGCAGAGAGCAAAGAGUUCUGUUUCCAGUCUGCCCUCUCGUGCCCAUCUCCUGAGCAGAAGGAGGAGGGGACUGCAGUAAAGAAAAUAGAUUUCAAUGAAUUUCUGAUGAGCUUGAAGUCCCAGGAAAAGGCACCAAAUGCUGUGGAAGGGCCAGAGAAAGAGAACGUUUUCCUGGUCCCUUCCCAAGUCUUGGAAGACAUGGCCCUUUCCUCAGUGGAAUUUGUGUAUCCCCACCAGCAGCUGGACACCUGCAACCUGACAAAAGUCUUCAGAGCCCCAGAUGAUGGGAUGGAGAUGACAAAAUGCCAGGUGCCUGCAGCAGGGCAGUGCCUGGGGGCAGAGGUGACCCAGGCAUUUGUAGAUGAUGGGAUGGAGAUGACAGCCAGUCACACUGCAAAGCUGUCUUGUCCCUUCUCCAGUGCUGGGAAUCAAAGCCUGAACUUCAGGAAGGAUUUCCCACUCACAGAUAAUUCAGUGUUCAGAGCAGCAUCUAAUCAGCACUUAAUUGUUCAGCAGGACCCUCUGCUCUGCACAGACAAAAGAUCAGAGGAUGUUGGAGACAGAGGAGACCUCCCAGUGCUGCGAGCUGUUACACAAGGGCCCAGAACAAUGUCUGCCAUCCCAGGAUCCAUUUCUGCUGAGACUGUCUUCCAAGGUGAUAAAACUCUUGUUUUUUCUAAAUGUGAGGACAUGGAAAUGACUGGGAACUACACAGAUGUAAUCUGGGAUGAGAGCAGCAAGGAAGUGAACAGCUCACAUCGCAGAACUUGUGAGCAGGCAGUGAGUACAAACUCUUCACUAGCAGAAAACAGGACCCCAGCCCCUGGAGGGAAGGAGAUUGCAGAGAUCCUGACACCCUCAGGUAAUGGAGCUCCUGGGGCUUGUAAAAACUGUGGGUUUCAGCAAGCUUCAGGUGAGGAAGGGACCCAAGCUGAGGGGAUUUCUUCAGCAAAUGUUGGUUUUGACUCUGGUACAACUCCAGUCCCUGCUGCUGUCCCUAGGAGUCAGCUGCAGCUCAGCCUUCCAGACUCCCCAGGUGUUUCUCUGCCAGGUGAGAAGACAGUGAUGUUCUCUGGAGAGGACAUGGAGCUGACUAAAACCUCCUCUGCUGUCAGACCUUGUUUCCUUGAUCCCAGAUCUGCUCCUCUCAGUUUAAAGGAAGAGGAAGAAAUGGAAAUGACACAAUGCCAUGCUGCUGUCAUUGAUGAUCAAAGCAGAGGGGGAACUGCAGCAGCAAAGCAAAUGCCUUGGAAAAUAAUUCCCAGGACAAACCAGAACAGAGGUGUGACUGAGGGAACAAGUUCUUUGGAUAUGGAGAAGGAAAAUCUGGAGGUGAUCAGUAUGGAUGGGAAUGUCAGAAGGAGCCAUGCUGGAGAAAACAAUACUAAAGGAAAACCUCUAAAUGCUUUGGUUUCCUGCACAAGUGACAAAAUGGGCAUGUUUUCAGGUGAUCAAAACAUGGACUUACCUGAAGCUCAUCUUGCUGCCUUUGGUGUUGCUCCUGUUCAUAACAGAGUACAGGAGUAUGAGAAUAAUCAUAACCCAAGGGGUGUCACCUCCAAGCAGCUUCCUGGUGUGGGUGUCACCAGCCAGCCUGCAGCCACAGAGUCUGGGGAUGUGACACUGAGCAUGAAGCAGCAGCCUGGUCACCCUUUGCCUCCAAAUGGUUCAUUUAUUCCCAGGAAUGAGCCCAUUCCCUCUGGAAUGAAGGGAAAGGAACAACGUGGAGCAAUGUUAGGAGUGAAUGCAGGCUGGCAGAACUCAGACAAGCAGGAGAAAGCCCACACCAUGAGGGUGGUGAACAAAGGGCUGCCAACUCGGGUGGUUUCUGAGAGAGAGUUUUCCAGUGGUAAAAUGGUACAAGUGGAUUCAAACAAUCCUGCCUCUGCUGAUGGCCCCCACUCAAAGGGUGCUGGAGACCCAUUGCUGCUCAGCACCUCUGCAGCACACAGGAGGAGUUCCCAGUUGCCUUUGUUUUCAGAAAAAUCAGUUUUCUUCCCUUCUGGUGAAAACAUGGAUCUGACUGGGAACUGCACCCAAAUGGGUCUGGAUUGCAACAGCAGUGUGGGUUUGUCAGCAAGAGCAGCAGGACCUGCACACCUUGCUCAGGAUGAAAAUAAAACAAGGGCCUUGCACAGAGGGGUCAGGAUGGCAAGGAGCAGCCAGGAGCUGCCUGCCUGUGAUGUGAGGAGCUUCACCAGGAGUGGUUUCACACUUGUGCCUUUUGCAGGUGAGAAAACCACCCUGUUUUCAGAGGAUGCUGAUAUGGACAUCACCAGGAGUCACACAGUGUCAGCAGACAACAGAAUACUUCUGCAGUGUGGCAGUGGCAGUCCCUUCACCCCUGGAGACAGAACCUGUGUUUUUACCUGCAGUGGUGACAUGGAAAUAACCAGGCUUGAUCCUGUUGCAAUUGAGGAACCCAUGGCAAGGGCUGUGCCUCAGGGGAUGCUCAGCGUGGCUAAAAGGACUGGGAGGAAAAGCUUGAAGGGGGAAAAGACUGUUUUGUUUUCCCUGAGUGAUGAGAAUGAUGAGAUGGAGAUGACCCAGAGCCACACAGCUGCCAUAGGCCAGGAGAUUGUCUCUCAGGAUGAGGGAGGGCCUCACUCUGUCCCUUCAGCUCUCCCUGUCACCUUCUCAAGUGGUCAGGCUGCCAGAGGUGUUCCCAAGCCCUGCUCUGCUGCUCAGGGGACUGUUUGCUGUGGUGACAAAUCACAGGAGGCUGCAGAGCAAACACUCCUGGAGAGCAGAGCUCCUGCCUUUGCCCUGGAUGGAAUGGAGCUCACCCAGAGCCAUCAGGGAGCUUGGGAAGGAAAUUCCCUGCAGGGCAGGCACCCCAAUCCCUCUGCUCCUGGAACCAGCACCAUCCUCUUUACCAGUUACCAGGCUGACAUGGAGAUCACCCAGGCUCAUUCUGAGAGGACAGAAAGAGGCUUCUGUGAGGAGGGGCUCCAGCUGGGUAAGCAGGCUGGCCCCCAGGCUGCUCCAGGUAACAGACCCAUCAUUUUUACUUCAGCAGAGGACAUGGAGGUGAUAACAGCUCAGACAGCUGCACGGCAUGGUGAGAUGGCUGUGCAGGACAGAGAGCCCAUUCCUGCCAUGGCUGCAGCUGAUAAAACCAUGGUGUUCAUCCCCAGCCAGCAUGAUAUGGAAAUCACUGCAUCUCACACAGUGCCUGUCAGUGACAAAGGGUUUGAGAGCCAGCAGGUGACACGUGAAAGCCCCCAGCAGCCAGGCAGGCUCAGUGCCACCCUGCCACCCUGCAGAGAUGAAGCAGAGUCCCUGCAUGCAAAGGAGCUGGGGAGUGGCUGUCACACCCAGCCCAGGGAGAAGCCCAGCACUCCCUUUCCUCUUUCCUCUGCAGCACUGCCUGCUGAGAAGGGAGCUCUCCAGGUCCCCAGUGCCACACCACCAGGUGCCAUCUGCUCUGUCUCACCUCCUGAAGAGAUCAUGGGUGUGGGGGCACCACAGGACCCUGACCUUCCCACAGACCUCUCUGGAAAGACACAGCAGCACCUCCUGCCUCCAGAAAACCUGACAUCAAAGAGGGUGUCUUUGAAGCUUCCAAGUGUUGGGCUCCUGGAUGGCAGUGAAGAAAGUGUUGAUUUGGUGUCCCCACUUCCCAUCCAGCAGCCAAAUUGUGUGGUGGGUUCUCCAGAUGCAGAAAGUAACCAGAGAAACCACUUAUUGCAUGAGGGUUCAUCUGGACGUGAAGCUUUAGCUGCAGACUCAGGCUUGGCUGGAGCAAGCCUUGCUCCUGUUCCUAACAAGGAAGCAAAGGAAAAGGAGGGGCUGCCAGCUGGGGGGGAGAUGCCUCCAAAAGAUUUUCAGAUGAACUCUGAACCAGCUGAGCAGCUUGGGGUAGGUGACAAUCCGAGUGAGCCACCAGAUCCUGCUCUUCAGCCUGAAUUAUCUGGAAUUUUAAACAUUUGUUCCAAACUGAGAAAUAUCAGGAGGAGAUCUGCAGUGUUCCCAGUCUCUGACCCUGCCUUUUCUGACCAGUUGCCCAAAUCCCCAGCCCAGCCAGAGGAUACCUUGAGCUUAGGAGAAAAUACAGGAGCUGAACCAACUCAUUUACUGCACCCCAAAGAGCAGGAGGACACAGGUCUUGGAUCUGGAGCUGCUCCCAGAGACCCAAGCUCAGGCAUAGUACUGAAAGAUAAAUAUCAAGGAAUUAAUGUCCCUCUGGGUAUCUUCCAGCCAAAAUUACCAAGCAGAAGAAACCCUUCUGUUUCUGGUGUACAGGACAGGAACACAAAACCUUCAGACCAAGGAGAAGCAGCAGUUUCUGAAGGAAACACAAAUGCUGGUGACAGCCCAGGUGACAACAAGGCCACCAGGCAGCACUUCAGCCCUUCCUGGUUUGUAGCAGAAGAUUUUCUCCCCAUCUGCCUCGAAGAAAUGGAUUCAGGUGAAUCUGUAAGCUCUGAACUCUUGGAAAAUGCCUGCACUGAGAUAAGGGAGAAACAAAUCCCCCACAAUGAAAAGAAUCAGUUUGAAGAGACAAAAACUUGCAGCAGCACAAAAAGAGCUUUGGAACAAGAUGAGGAGGAUCUUCAAAGUCCAAAGAAGCCCAAGAGUGAUGAGAACUUGGAGGGUGAGGACUCUCAAGACUUGCAGGAAACUUCAGGUGCUGUGUCUGAAAGCCAAGGAGAAGCUGCAGGAGGUGAAGCUGCCAAAGCCCCUGCCUGCCCUCAGCCCAGCACCAGCAGCUCCCUGGACUCAGGGAAGGCUGACACAGGAUUCACAACCCAGCCCAGCAGUCAGGUGGAGUCUCAGCUUCUCACAGACAGCAUUUGUGAAGACAACCUACGGGAGAAACUUGAGAGUGGUGUUAUCACAGUUGGGGAGUUCUUCACACUUCUUGAAGUCCAUGUUCCAAUCCAGAAGCCCCGGCGCAGCCAUGUUCCAGUCACUUGUGCAGCCAGCACACCCCCUGCUCCAGAGGAUCUGCUCUACACCCGGUACGUCUAUCGCCCCAAGCUCUGCAUUUAUGAGGAGGAUUGCCAGGCCCUGGCUCAGAAGAUAGAUGAGUUAAAACCAUAUGCAACUGUCCAGGAUCAGCUCCUGGUGAACGUGAACAGGAGCUUUUGGGAAGUGAUGAGAACCUGCUCUGAUGAAGAGCUGAAGAACUUUGGGGCAGAGCUGAACAAAAUGAAAUCCUAUUUCACCAAGGAGAGUAAAAUCCUGGCUCACAAUGAGAAAGCAGAACUGUACAGCAAGCUGCUGCAGAGUGCACAGGAGCAGCACAGGAAGCUGCUGACAAGAAUGGAGAAGCUGGAUGGAUUGCUCCAGGAGGCAGAGAGCUGCUUUGGGCCUCUGGAGGGAGAUUCUGGCAGGGAAGGAUGGGAAGCAGAGGGCAGUGGUGGAGUGGCAGAAGGGAAGAGCCUGAAGGAAGAACUGGAGAGCUUCAGAGCCCAAGAAGAGAAACUUCAGAGAGAACUGGCAGAUCUGGAGACUGAGAAUGAGCAGUUGCUUGUUCAGAUCAACCUGCUAAAGGAAAAAGAAAGAAGCUUCCAGGAACUCCUGGAGAAAUAUGACUUCACUGAGUGGGAGGUGACUGAGUGGAACCAGCAGCAAGCAGUCUUUAAUUUCCUUUAUGACUCCAUCGAGCUCACAGUGGUGUUUGGACCCCCAGUAGAGGGUGAUGUUUUUGGUGAAGAUCCUUCCAGAAAGAUAGUCAGCCUGAGCUUUGAAUCUCUCCUGGAUGAGGAAAAAGCUCCACCCUCCUCAUGUUUGGUCCAAAGACUCAUCUUCCAGUUCAUUGACAGCCAGGGGUGCUGGCAGGAGAAGUGUCCCACACUGUACCACCUGCCCCAGGUUCUUCAGGAUGUCUCCUUGGUUGUGAGUCACUGCAGGAGCCUGGGGGAGGAGAUUGAGUUUCUGGAGAGAUGGGGUGGGACAUUCAACCUCCUGAAGACAGAUAUCAGUGACACAAAGGUGAAGCUUCUGUUCUCUGCUUCCAGAGCUUUUGCCAAGUUUGAGCUGACCCUGUCUCUCUCUGCCAGCUACCCCUCUGAUCCUCUGCCUUUCAGUGUCAGGAAGCAGGUUGGGAAUAUCGGGGAGGAGGAGAUUUCUGCUCUGCUCUCCAAGGUGCCAGCUGGUGACCACUACCUGCAGAGAAUUGUCAGCCUGAUCCAUCAGAACCUGCUCCAGGCUCCCAGAUGAUUCCCUGGAUCCAGGUGCAGGACAGAGUUUGGCCUUGUAAGAGCUGCAGCUUUCUCAGCAGGAGGGGAGAGCUCAGCUCUGCUCUCAUCUUGUCUGAUGCUGGGUUGUGCCAGGCAUCAGAGGUCUCUGACAAGAAGGAAGAACUGGUUACACUUCUCACAGAUCCAAGCUUCCUCUUACCUUUUUUCUGGUGCUCUUGGUGUGCUCUUCCCUGGUGUGGUUGUGUUCCAGACAUCAGGUGUUGGGUUUGUUCUGGGUUGAUUUACAGAGCUCUUGUACAAACCAGUGAUGAGUAUUAAUGAAUAUUUCCCCAAUUAACACCACUGGAAUCCCUCUGGGUUGGUACCAGGCUUUCCAGCAUCCACCAUCACACUGGAUCUCUGUUUCCUGGGAGCCUUCCCAAACCCCAGGACACACAGACCUCUUCCUGCCUCUCCAGCUCACCUCCAAACCCCUCCAUGGGAUCCUCCUCUCCAGCUGCAGCUUUGUUGGGACAUCCAGUGCCCUCUGCAGCCUGGAUCCUGGAUCCCUGAGCCUGGGAAGUGCUGGGAUGUGAGUGGGGAGAUGGUUUGGGUCAGGAAUGCCCCUGGAAUGCCCCUGGUGCUCCCAGGCUCUGUGUAUAUUCUGUACAUUCUGUAGCUGAGCUGGCCCAGCCCUUGCUGUAAAAGCAGGUUGUGCAUCUCUGUAAUGUUCUGGGUUUAACAGUUUGCUGUGUGUUGAUGUAUUUUUGUCCUUUUACAAGUUUUCCUUCUGUUUGGAAGGUGGAAGUUCAUUAAACAUUGGAAUUCUUGCUCUUCCUCCUC